Molecule: messenger RNA, 651 nt
Organism: Telopea speciosissima
Lineage: Eukaryota; Viridiplantae; Streptophyta; Magnoliopsida; Proteales; Proteaceae
Product: auxin-binding protein T85
Exons: 5
Coding region: 20-586 (188 amino acids)
Molecular function (GO): auxin binding
Source: RefSeq, a predicted model, not a curated record
UUACGACUGUUCGUGGAAAAUGAGCGGAUUGUUCUUCUUUCUCUAUUUCGUUUCUUUUCUAUUCUCCGAUCUCACUGAAGCUUCUAUCUGCUCCUCCAAUGGUGGAAUACCUAUUGUGAGGAACAUCAGUGAACUUCCUCAGGGUAACUAUGGGAGGGGAGGUUUAUCGCAUGUUACAGUUGCUGGCUCACUUUUGCAUGGGUUCAAAGAGGUUGAGGUAUGGCUGCAAACUUUUGCUCCAGGAUCAGGAACAUCAAUUCAUAGGCACUCAUGUGAAGAAGUGUUUAUUGUCCUAAAGGGGAGUGGAACUCUCUAUCUUGCCUCAAGUUCACAUGAGCAGUAUCCUGGAAAGCCACAAGAAUAUCACAUCUUUUCAAAUAGCACAUUUCAUAUCCCUAUGAAUGAUGCUCAUCAGAUCCAGAAUACAAAUGAAUCUGAGGACUUGCAGGUGCUAGUUGUUAUAUCUCGUCCACCAGUCAAAGUGUUCAUAUACAAGGACUGGUUCAUGCCCCACACUGCAGCCAAAUUGAAAUUCCCCUACUACUGGGACGAAGAAUGCUUUGAAUCACCCAAAGAUGAGCUGUAGUCUUCCAUGCUACCCCAGCAUAUUGUCAUGUAUGUGGAUUUGGCCUUCAAUUCUUGACUCUAAGA